CAGAUGAUCUGGACAUUAAUGGCCCUGAUGAGGAGCUGGAAGACACACAUGAUGAAAAGCAACCAUUGGAAGCCUCUGCUGGCAUCUCUGCAGAUGAUCUGGACAUUGAUGGCCCUGAUGAGGAGCUUGAAGACACACAUGCUAAUUGGAAUAAAGAUAAUGAACCUGAUGUUGAAACCUCAAUGGAUUCUGGACAUGCCACAGAGAGUGAUGGUUCAACAGUUGGUUACGAUGAACAUGAUGAUGACGAUGAUUCUGUAAAGGAUCCUGAUUAUAAGCAGGGACCGAACGAUGAUUUAACGGACUCGGAUGGUGACUCUGAAUCUGAUACUGUGAUCAUUGAAAAUAGUGCAGAUGAUGAAGCCAUGGACUGCAACGAAGCUGAUGAUCAUCAUGGGGAGAAACGUAAGGCAAAGAAAAGUGUUCCACGGUACAGAGAUGGUAAAAGCGAUAUAAAGAGACAAUGCAGUGACUUGGAAAAUAGUGCAGACAGUGUAGACAUGGAUUUAAAUGAAGCUGCGGAAGAUCAUGUUGGGGAGGCACUUAAGGCCAAGGUGAAAAUGCAGUUUGCACACAUAACUGUUCCGCAGCACAGCGAUAGCAAAAGUGAAAAGAGAAAUUAUAGUAAAAGUGACUAUUGCCUUUAUUGCGAGAGGCGAUACCAAUCAAAGAUUUCAGUUCACUAUCUUGCAGUUCAUUGGAAUGAAUCGGAUGUAAAAUCAGCACUCAUGGCUCCUGUCAAAUCUGUUGAAAGAAAAAAUGCCCUCCUUCUUUUGCAGAAUAGGGGGAACUUCAAGCACAAUGCAAAGUGCAUUGAAUUGGGUGAGGGAGAAUUUGUUGUUUCCAGGCGGCCAAGUGAAAAACGUGACAGAAAAGCGCACGAUUUUUUGCCAUGUGAAUACUGCGUGGGCUUCUUUUUGAAGGAUUCUCUAUGGCUUCAUAUGAAAAACUGUCCCAUCAGACCCCGUGGAGAACAACCUGAAACAAACUGUCUCCGAAAUGCAAGAAUCAUGCUUGAACCAUUUCUGCGCACUUCUUCAACUGACGAAGAAAGAGAAAUGAUUGAUGAUCUCAUCAAUGCCAUGAAAGAAACCAAAUCUAACCCAGGGAUUAGGAAGAUAUGCUUUGAUGAUCCCUUGAUAAGGGAAUUUGCUGCAUCUGUUCUGAGUAAAGUGGGUGAAAUCGAAGACCAGAGGAGAAAAGAUCUCAUGAACAUUCGCCAAAAGGUGCGAUCUCUCGGCAGACUACUGAAAGCCCUUAAUGAAGGAUUGGGGGCUCUUCGGAAACCAUUAACCUACUUUUUAAGUGCUAGACAUUUCAAAUUAGUUGUGAAAACUGUUAAGCAGCUUGCAGCAGAGAGUGGUUCCCCACAGCUUGCGAUUGUGCUCGGCCAUUACAUCAAACAGGCUAAUCUUCUUAAGAUUAGCUUGGGCAUGCGAGAAGACUCGGAGGAAAUGCAGCGAGAAGCCAGAUGCUUCAAGGAAGAAUAUGAAGCUCAUUGGAAUAAUCAUGUAGCUUCUGUUAGUGUGAGAAAACAGAAGUUGCUCAAGAUCAAUAAGUCCGAAAAUAUUCCUUCUACAACGGAUUUGGUCAGGCUGAAAGACUGGCUCUCCACAGUUAUAUGCAAAGCCAUGCAGAGGACAAACCAAUCUAAUGAUGAUCUGAAAUGGCUAAGUCAGCUAGUGUUGACAAGAAUUGUCUUGUUUAAUAAGCGCAGAGUGAGCGAGGUAGAAGAGUUGAAAGUGAGUGACUUCCUAGGGAGAAAGAGCGAGAAGGAUAAUGAAGAAAUACUAGCAUCUCUUGAUGUCAGUGAAAGAGUCCUGGCAAAAAGAAUGGCACUGAUAGAGGUGAGGGGGAAGAGUACCAGGUCACUUCGCAAAGUCUUCAUCUUACUUUCUCCAGACAUGGUAGAACAGAUUGAGUAUUUGAUAAAAAAGAGGAAGAUCAUCAGCCCAUAUGUGUUUUCAAGACCGAGAGAAAUUAAUUCACCCAUAGAUGGCUGUGAAGCAAUCCGAGUGGUAACGAGCAAAUGCCCUAUGCUCAGAAAUCCAGGGAGUAUCCGAACCAGGGGAUUAAGGAAAUACAUGGCCACCACUGCACAAAUAAUUGACAUGUCCGCAAAUGAAUUGAAGAUGGUAGCAGACCACAUGGGCCAUAAUGUCAACAUCCACACUGACGUGUACAGAUUGCAAAGCUCAGUGCUUGAACGAGCAAAGGUUGCACGUGUUUUGAUUGCCAUGGAGAAUGGUGUCAUCAAUAAGUUCCAGGGAAAAAAACUUGAUGCCAUUAACAUUGAAGAACUUCCUCCCCCGGUUUCCAUAAAUGAUCAGCUGGAAAGAGGUGACCAGUUAGAGAGCAGGGAACUUACUUGUGAUGAUGUCGAUGGAAGCAGUCCAUUUGAUGGAGAACCACAACCAAGCUGCUCAGCUACUGGGGUUGCAGAUGAUCAGAAGUAUGGCAGUCAAAAGAGAAAGAUGGUUUCCACUGAUGACGGCAUGUUCAAAACUAAGAGAGCAAGAUGGUCUGAAGAAGAAAAUGGCAUAUUGUUCAGGUACAUGGAUAAAUACAUAAAAGCAAAGAAGAAUCCCCCAGGGUCUGAAAUAGCAGCUGUUGCUGAAAAACUUGGAGGAACAAGGACUCCAGCUCAGAUAAGAACAAAGAUGAACAACCUGGUGACGGGAAAACAGAAAGUCGUCUUGCCAAAGUCCACCGAGGCUAUGAGAGCAGACAAUAACAACGAUUAGAUUUGCUAACUGAGCCCCCCCCCCAGGUAUAUCUAAAGUGUGUUACAUCCACAUUCAGCUCAAUCAAGGAAGUUCCAACGUCUUGUUCUACUAUCAAGUUGUGGAGUAUUCUUAAAAUGAAACCUUUGUUGUGGGGCAUAUUUCUCUGGUGGGAAAUAAUGUAUUCCGUGAAAAUUUCUUUUGCAGAACAUGUUUACAAAUUUCGCCAGGUGUCUGUAAGUUGCUAAAAUAUUCUUUCACAGAU
Molecule: messenger RNA, 2988 nt
Organism: Lineus longissimus
Lineage: Eukaryota; Metazoa; Nemertea; Pilidiophora; Heteronemertea; Lineidae
Exons: 3
Coding region: 183-2744 (853 amino acids)
Biological process (GO): DNA integration; DNA recombination
Molecular function (GO): DNA binding
Source: RefSeq, a predicted model, not a curated record